GAUCAAAGUGGUUGAGGGUUGUGCUUUCGACAGCAUUCAUGGCCACCCUCAGUUGUGCAUUGGACUUUCGUUAUGAUCGGUAGUAAUAGAAGAAUACAAAAUAAUUGUUCCACUUCUUCUGGUUCGUGUGGCACUAUUGUGAUUGAUGAAAAGUUUUGAUUUAAUAUAAAAUAAAAUUCAACCACAAGUGAAAAAUAUUUAAAAUAAAUAUUUAAUUAAUAAAAAAAAUUGGUGUAGAUAUUUUACAACGUCCAGUAGAGACUACGGACAAGUAGUUCAAAUUAAAUCGAAAAAAAAAAAAAAUCAAUUCUUAUCAAUAAUCCUCUGUGUGAUAUUAUUUUAAAAACAAUCUCUCCGAAAAAAGUGCUGAGUGUCCCUACAACGGAAAACCUAGAAUUUUCCGCCUACCACCGUCUUUUAAGGCGGAACAGUUCUUUGCGUUAUCUAAAGAAUACUAUAAUAAAUAGUAGUACAAUUGUAUGCCAAGAUGUCGGAUAUAGAUAACAUUAUUUCCGAGUUACAACGUUUCAGUUGGCUUGACUAUGUCGUGUUUGUCGCCAUGUUUGUGCUGUGCAUAUUCAUUGGCAUUUAUUUUGGCUUCAUGAAGAAAUCUGUUGGAGAAUCCGACUAUCUUAUGGGUGGUCGUAAUAUGUUAGUUUUUCCCAUAGCAUUAUCUUUGGUGGCCAGUUUUAUAUCGGGCAUUACAUUGCUGGGUCUACCGACGGAAGUGUAUUCGUAUGGUAUACAGUACACCUAUGUUGGACUUGGUGUUAUUUCUAUGGGCUUUGUUAUGGGCAUAUUUUAUUUGCCUGUUUUUCAUAAUUUAAGCAUUACGUCGACUUAUGAGUACCUUGAAAGCCGUUUUGAUAUCAGAUUACGUAUGUUUGGAUCAGUUAUGUUCACUAUGAUGAAUAUUGGUUAUUUGCCGAUUGUAAUUUAUGUGCCUGCAUUGGCCUUCAAUCAGGUCACUGGAGUGGCAGUACACACUAUCACACCCAUUGUCUGUAUAAUUUGUGUCUUCUAUACAAGUUUGGGUGGUCUUAAGGCGGUUGUUUGGACUGAUGUUGUGCAAACCAUAUCAAUGAUAGGUGCUUUGGUAAUGGUGGCUAUUAAGGGCAGCAUAGAUAUAGGAGGAGCUUCUAAAGUUUUAGAAGAAGCCUGGGAUUCGGGUAGAAUCGAAAGGCCAGAUUUUAAUAUUAAUCCCACCGUAAGACAUACCCUCUGGUCACAACUAAUUGGUGGAGUUUUCUAUUGGACACAAUCAAAUGCUGUGUCCCAAAAUAUGAUACAAAGAUAUUUAGCUUUGCCAACCUUAGGGGCAGCACGCAAGGCCUUGUGUCUGUUUUGUUUGGGAGUUUUAAUCUUAAUGGCUCUUUGCAGUUUUAAUGGUUUACUAAUCUAUGCUACCUAUAAGGAUUGUGAUCCCUUGACUACUAAGUUGGCCAAGGCACGUGAUCAACUGUUGCCCUUGUUUGUUAUGAAAACUUUGGGUGAAUAUCCCGGCUUAACUGGUCUAUUUAUAGCUGGAGUUUUUAGUGCCGCUUUGAGUUCUUUAUCCACCUGUUUAAAUUCCAUGUCAGCUGUAGUUUUAGAAGAUUUUAUUAAGCCUUUCAUGGGUCGACCUUUAUCCGAUACGGCUCAUAUGUGGAUUAUGCGUUCUGUGGUUGUAGGAGUGGGUGCUUUAUGUGUGGGUUUGGUUUAUGUGGUAGAACAUAUGGGUACAGUUUUACAAUUGGCCAUGAGUUUGGAGGCCAUUACUAAUGGUCCUCUGCUGGGUAUAUUUACAAUGGGUAUUUUUAUGCCCUGGAUAAAUGGUCAUAGUUCUCUACUUGGUGGUGUUUUGGGUGUAAUCGCCAUGUCUUGGAUUAGUUUAAAAAAUCAAUGGGCUGUUGCCUCCGGUGCUUUGAAAUAUCAAACUAAACCCUUAACGGUUGAACAUUGUGAUUAUCGCUUUGAAUCUGUAUUUAUGUCAGCUGCCAAUACUACUUCUUUAAUGCAUGAAACCGCAGAUGACAUCUUUCCUUUGUACCGCAUUUCUUAUAUGUGGUAUACUUGUCUGGGUGCAGUCAUAACUAUUGUUAUUGCCAUCAUCUGUACGUUUAUCUUUGGUGGCAAUGAUCCAAAUAAAAUUGAUCCAUGUCUACUGACACCGUGUAUACGUAAAUAUUUUAAUUAUAGUGGAGAAGAUUUAAAAUCCAAGAAUAUCCAAAAUGACAUUCCAUUAAAAAACAAAAUAUUGGCCGAUGAAGUAGCUCUUUAGAGGAAUUUUCAACAUAAGCGUCCGAGUCUUAUGCAAGUAAAAUAUGCAAAUAAUUUUACACAUACAUAUGUAUGUUUAAAUAUGUAUAUUUUUGUGUUUAGUCCACAACUUUAUUUUAAAAAUAUAAAGUAAAUUAAAUAAAUUGUUGUAAAUACUUUAAUUUUAUAAAGAUUGUUUAAGUAUGUUAUUAGUAAACUAUAAAUUGUCAAUUAGAUCAAAUGUAUAUGUUAAAUGGUCCUUCGGAUAUGAAAUAUAUUUUAGGGUGGUUUAUAUAUAUAUCAAGAGAUUGGCUAAUAAAAAAAAAUAAGAAAAAUCUAAUAUUUAUAACAUUAAAAAAAAUCUCGAAAACAGCCAUGUUAAAAUUGUAACAAAAUAUUGUGAAUAAUUUGUUUAAAAUGAUAAACUACUACCAUCUAUUUAUAUAUAUCGUGAACUCGAUCAGUGCUAGAUCAUAUAAAACUGUAUUGUAAUUGUAUGAAUAAUAAAUAAAUGUUUUAUGCUUGUAAGAAUUUUUAAUCAAAUACUAUUAAAUAUAAUUUACUUUUAUAAGAUUGUAUAAAUAAAUACGCAAUUAGUUAAAAAAUAAAUAUAAAA
Molecule: messenger RNA, 2854 nt
Organism: Lucilia sericata (common green bottle fly)
Lineage: Eukaryota; Metazoa; Arthropoda; Insecta; Diptera; Calliphoridae
Gene: bumpel
Product: sodium-coupled monocarboxylate transporter 1
Exons: 10
Coding region: 488-2260 (590 amino acids)
Biological process (GO): transmembrane transport; sodium ion transport
Cellular component (GO): membrane
Molecular function (GO): symporter activity
Source: RefSeq, a predicted model, not a curated record